GCGCACCAUUGAGUAGGUGUGAACCUAAAAGCACUGUUUCAGACUUCACCAUGUUUGUCAAAAGAGAAAACAUGAUCACAGAGCUCACUGAUCUGCUGUAAAAAAAUGGCCUUUGACUCUUUGUUGAUGGACUGAGAUUUCAAACAAUACAAAUUGUGUUGAGGUAAAAAUAGUAGCAGGCAUUAAGGUCAGAAUGGAAAGUUCUGCAGACAAUCAAGGGCCGACCUUAACUCUGCUACACAAUGACUUGACUCGCUUGGAGUUCAUCUCGCAGAAAAAUCGGCACAGAAAAGGCGCCAACACGAAAAGGUUUUCAGCCAGGCCAUCAUCGGUCCCAAAAGUAUUUCCAGAGCACGACUUGUCGAGUGUAACUCGAAGUCAGUUUGUCACCUCAUCAGCAAAGAGCAUGACUCAGUGUACUUUGAAUAACAACAAAAAGGAGCCCCGAUGGCUGCUGAGACAUCCAAGUCCCACGCGAAGAUUACGAGGUGCACCGAAACGACCAACGGACAUACCAUGCACAGUAAAAUCAUGCAAUAACAGCGCUUCUGAAGCUUUUAUAGAUACUAAAAUGGCUUGCCGGUUAAUUCGAUCAAAACACGUGUUGCCCGGAAAGGAGUUAACAGACAGAGUAAAUCCAGAAGCCGAGGGAAAAAACGGAGUUCUAAGCUUAAAGAUUGAUCACUCGUGGAAGUCUGUCGAUAAGAAAUCGAGCGUAGAUGAGCCAAUCGGAAAUGCUAAAUGCGAAUUAUUUCACCAACUUUUGUCAGAGAGUGUCUCUAGUAAUUCUAUUCCGACACUGCCAAAGCUUUCGGGAGACUUACCAGAGUCAACUAUGCAGGCAAUCCAUAAAGAUCUCAACCAAAGCUCUAAAAAGAAUCUAGCCAGCGGCAGGUGGCACAACUGGAUGAAAACAAAAUAUGAACCUAGUUUCGACUUGGCAAAGGACAGAAAAGCAGCACCGCUGUUAGGACCAAGCGGCCUCAAUGGGAGUAGCUGCUCUUCUGAAAGUGACAGUAGUAGGCCUAGUUCUAGUUUAAGAGCAGGCGAACUGUACAGCUCGUGUUUUCCCUUGUUGGUCAAAAAUUAUUCCCAAUCAAAAGUCCAUCGACGUUUCCCAAUGCAAAAAGCGAUCUAUAAAAACGUACCUACCACUAAAGGCAUUACAUCGCAGAGGGACGACACAUCUGGGAAAUCGCCCGAAUGUUCUGAAAAGGACGACGCCUCGUACUGCUCCGGCAGGUGUUGCUGUGAUACGUUCAACUGUUCCAACUCCUGCGAGGCGGUGCACAAGUCCAGUCUAAAUCUUGACAGCAGAAGCUUGAAAACGGAUGCUUUACAGCAAUGUGGCGUCACCGAGUCUGAAGACAUGCCGUUUUCCUCUCGGAAACUGCAUCGAGGUCCAAAAGCGUCAAAAGAUUCACGAAAGCUUCAGAAACGUCACAUGGCUAGCAAAGUCACAAGCAAACUCACAACUAGUAGGACUGUUUGUUUGGAGCAGCAGGAUAUCGUCAACUGCAGCAACGUAUGGAAAAGUAUUAUAAAGAGUAGAGAUUGGAAGAAAUCUGAGGUCAAGAGUCAAUGCAUGGUGGGAGCGGAAAGGAACGAGAACUCAAGCACCAUGACUUUCGAAUCCGAAAAGAAAAGACAGUCUGAAGACAUUGAGAUAGAACCACCAACAGAAGCUGAUGUUCAAAGCAAAGAAGACUCACAGCCCGAUGAAAGGGAACGAAAAAUGGGCGGAAAAUCGACCUCAGCUCUGUCCACAUUAGGUUUCGAGUCGAACGUUAAUCAGUUCAAAGACUUGGGUAGCAAGACUCUAAAACGAAACAGAAGAACUUUUAGAUCUGUGAGGAAUUACAUGCAAAGGUAUCCACCGGAAAGGGACGAGAUAUUCUUUCCUUUUUACCGCAUGCUCCCGCAAUGUACAGAGACCCCUGCGGCUGGAGGAUCUUGGCAAACCUCGCUAGACAGCUCUAGUGACCUCCAUAAAGAAGGAAUUGAGAAAGAAGACGUUCCAUCGUGUAACGAGGACAAGAAAGAACAGGCUGAGGACACACAUCAAAGAAGACACACCAAUGAUACAACAGACAACAACGCAGACACUUCCAUGAACAUCGCGGAACAUGGCAGAACCACGUGUGGCAAGAACUCUUGCGACGAAAGCCAGUCUGAAUUCUUCCCAACUCGAAGGUCUUCAGACGAUGAGGACGUGGACUCCAACAGUAGGGAGAUGACAGAACAACACAGUACGUCCUCCCGAGUUCAGAGGACUAACCAUGACCUUGCACAAGAAGAGGUUCCAGAUUCAGUGAGGUGGACUUGCAGAGUUAAAGGAUAUGAAAUCAUUCGCCAUCUUGUGCGUGGAUCCCCGAAUAGUUUCAGCAAACUGUUUCUUGCUAGCAAUACAUACAAUCCGUCGUAUUCUCUGGUGGAGAUCAUAUCAUACAAACAACCUUUUACUAAUAUCUUGACAAGUUUUUAUUGCAACGACGCCACAACACUUCAAAGACAUAGAAUGAGAGAAAGAUCAUUGGCAAUAACACUACACAAAAAUCUAGUGACGUUACUACACAGGUUCUGCACAGAGCACAUGGUGUAUCAGGUCACCGAGCACAUCCCCUGGCCGACAUUGACACACCUGAUUAGCACAUCGUUCACCGGCUGGGUUGGCGCUCUAAGAAAAGGUCUUUCGGAGAACACGCGCAGGAGUAUCUUUAAACAGAUCUGCCACGGCAUUGAACACCUCCAUCUUCUAGGUAUCGUUCAUGGGGGUUUGAAUUGUAACAACGUUCUUGUGUCAGACAAACUGGAAGUCAAAUUGACAGACUAUGGCCCUGCCUGCCAACGUUUAGCAUUAACCUAUGACCCCUUGAGAAACCGCAUGCUGUCAAGAGGCAACCCGUAUGACAGCUAUACUCCCCCGGAGAUGAUGUCGGUGACCGGUUCCUGGACAAGGAGCUGCGACGUCUGGUGCAUAGGCAUCGCACUUCUAGAAAUGACGUUAGGUGAGAUACCUCCUUCCCUCAUCAGAACAAUCCGGCUGAAAGGAAACGCCAAGAAAAUAGACAAAGUGAAUCUGGAGAACUGUGGUUAUCAACUAAGUUUGUUGAUCGACAAAAUCCUACAGUCCAGACCCUCUCAACGGCCUCACGUCUCAGCACUGACCAAUCAUGCCUGGCUAUCUGAUGGCACAGAGUUAGCUCUAGUGGUUAAUCUUGACGCUAAGAAAGUGACUAAGCGUACGGAUGGCUCAACAUUCCCCUUGCCGAAGCGAUUGCAGAAUCGAUCAAUACCGACAUCAGAGGCUUUUUAUGACAGCUCAGACUCGGAGAGCAAAACCCCAGUCCUUGAAAAUCCAGUCAACUGUGAAGAUUAUUAUGAUGUCUUGAGCUUAACAUGUGCUGAGAAAAGCUGUGUGUGCAACGAAUGUGGCUGGACAAUGGAUGUAAACCCCUGCGGCUCCGCGCACAGCGGUUCGUGCAUUCAUUCGGAAUCCAACACAAGUUUUGAGCAUGGAGAUAAAACAAGCUCUGAAUCUUUGGGAUCAGGUGAGGACCCGAAUUAUCGGGUUGCCUCUGAAGGAAAGGCUGUCACAGGGUUUUUAUCAACCUUGGUGGCUAGUUUAGACAGUUCGUCGAGUAGCAACAUUGAAAGUAGAAGUCUUACUAAAGUUCUGAAACCCAGCGAUAAACCUUGGUUAAGAAGAGGUCUGGUUACUGGAAUUCCUCCGCAACCAAGUCACUCGAAAAAAGUCCAGCUGUCCUCUUGUUCUCCUUUUCCGACCCAUCGCCAGAAAUCUCCGAGGACAAAUUCUUCGAAGUCCGAACGCUUCUGCAAUGAUUCCAACUGGACAAAAAUAUUUCAAAGCUAUUUAGACUCCGGGGACCACAAAUCCAAUUCUUUCAAUUACCCCAAUGAUGACACGCCUAUGACAGCAUCCACCGACUGCAACGACGGGUUUGUUUUGGAAGGAGACGACGAGGCUUUGGAAGAGAUUGAGAAUCUGAUUCAACAGGAAGAAAGAAUGUUUUGGGGUAGAGAGUUUGGAAAGAUAUCCCAAGAGGCUGCUUAACGCCACUAGUAACAUAACAAGCUUAGGAUUCUAAUAAGCUAUUUACAUGAGACUAACAAUAAGAAUAGACGCAGUGAUUUUAGAGGAUAUAUUCCAUAAAGAUAAAGAAGUUAAUCAUUUCCAAAGGCAACAUAACAUAUGACAAAUGACUAUAUAAGAGAAAGUAUGAUAGAGUGAUAACGUUUAAUAAAACAAACUACAAUGAUGAGACACA
Molecule: messenger RNA, 4289 nt
Organism: Biomphalaria glabrata
Lineage: Eukaryota; Metazoa; Mollusca; Gastropoda; Planorbidae
Exons: 11
Coding region: 194-4075 (1293 amino acids)
Biological process (GO): protein phosphorylation
Cellular component (GO): cytoplasm
Molecular function (GO): protein serine/threonine kinase activity; ATP binding
Source: RefSeq, a predicted model, not a curated record